This is a messenger RNA of Pecten maximus, 2954 nucleotides long. RefSeq names its product neutral and basic amino acid transport protein rBAT-like. Lineage: Eukaryota; Metazoa; Mollusca; Bivalvia; Pectinida; Pectinidae. The record is from RefSeq and is a predicted model, not a curated record. Gene Ontology annotation, biological process: carbohydrate metabolic process. Bases 160 to 1977 code for a protein of 605 amino acids. The transcript is spliced from 12 exons.
GGUACGGUUUAUACAUGAAAAUGAAUAUUUGCGUCUUUUUAUAGCUCAAGGUCUAUCUUAAAGGUGUAGCUGGGCGAGGCUUGGGUAGCCAUCUUGAUUGUAAAAGCAGCGAGAGAGACAUCGUUUCAGUAAAUUUCGAGUACCUUAAUUCCGGCUGUGAUGUCACGAAAUUCCGGAGUGUAUUUGGUAUCCGCCAAGAGAUCCGAGGCGUACAUGGUCUACGACAAUAACGGAUCCGACUCAACUGUUACUAUGGAGGGUAAGGAGGCUCCCAUGGUUUACGAAGAGGAGGAAGAAAGUCCCUUUUAUGGCAUGAACAAGGAGGAGUUAUUGGAGAUCUCCUCUCAGCCGUGCUGGAGACGCUUACGAGCAGCAUUCAUUGCUGUCAUCAUCCUAUUGUGGCUAGCGCUCCUGGUGACCGUUGUGGCGCUUGUGCUCAUGUACCCUAAAUGCACAGCGGCGGAGGAGAGAAGCUGGUGGCAAAAUGACGUCGUGUACCGGAUAUACGUCAGAAGUUUUAAAGAUUCUGAUGGAGACGGAAUCGGUGACUUAUCAGGUGUGGAGGAGAACCUCGACUACAUCCAGAUUCUGGGAGCUAACACGAUUUCCCUCAGUCCGGUAUUUGAAUCUGAUGCUUCAGACGACUUCAGCGUAACCGACAGUCUCCGUGUUAAUCCUGAAUUGGGGUCAAUGGAAAACCUAACAUCCCUCAUCAACAGCGUCAAGGAUAAAGGAAUGCGAAUCCUGUUGGAUUUUAUUCCAAACCAGACGAGUAAAAAUCACCAGUGGUUUGCUAGAAGUGCUUCAUCUAGUUCCUACAUGGAUACCCAUCGUAAUUACUACGUGUGGUCCCCAUACACCAACAACUGGCUAACAGUUAACGGUGACAUGGCAUGGACGUUGGACGCACAAAGGAACGAAUCCUACCUACACCAAUUUUCGACCUCGCAGCCUGACCUCAACCUCCGCAGUGGACGUGUUCAGGCCGAACUGAAGGAUAUUCUAGAAUCCUGGUUGGCGAAGGGCGUGGACGGGUUUUACGUGCGGGGCAGCGCCUAUCUGUUUGAGGAUUACGACCUGAGAGACGAAACGUCAAAUGGUGGAUCUAGCUCGAAUGCUUACGAGAACCUUGUAACACGAUUACACGUUCGCACAACCUGCAUAUUGAUAGCAGAUAUGCCUUCCAAUGGUGGUUACUCGGGACGACAAGGCGUACAGCUGUCUCUAGACCGAAAUUUCCUCAACAAGAACGGAAACUGUGAUGGCGCAUGCAUUAAGACCUACGUUGAUUCAUGGAUGUCCAACUCAAUGGAAGGACAAUGGCCAAGUUGGAUGGCAGGAGAUGAAAAUGUGGACAGAUUUGCGUCAAGGUUCAGCAGCAGCUUUAUCCGUGCUUACUACAUGUUAACCAUGCUACUUCCGGGCACUCCAGUCCUUUACUAUGGAGACGAGAUCAUGCUCAAGAAUAAUCCAGCGAUUAACACCACUUCCGGCAACAGCAGAACCAUGCGGACACUGAUGCAGUGGGGAAAUGCGACAAGUGACUUCUGUUCAGUGUCCUCUUGCUCAUCUCCAUGGAUACCACCAAACGCAGAUGCAUCUAUCGAUGUGCAGAGCCAGGAAGCAAAUUCCGAUUCCAUGCUGGAGUAUAUCCGAGACCUGACAACAUUCCGAAAGCAGACGUCCUUUAGAGUUGGAAGUUACCAUCAAGCCCUUGCAGAUGACCACAUCUUCUCGUAUGUCAGAGAGUUCAACGGCGAGAAGGGGUAUUUAGUCGCAAUUAACUUCGGGACAUCAAGUCAGACAAGAAGUUACUAUGGUUACACCAGUGUCGAGAAGGAUGCUGAAGUAGCUAUGACAUCAGGGCCGGAUGUAGACAUGGAAGUAGAGGCCGAAGUAACAACGGACUCAAUCACGCUUGGCGCCAACCAAGGAGUCGUUCUGUCAUGGGACUUCGUGGCCAAGGAGGAGUUGUAACUUGAAAUGAUAGGUUGAAGAAACGGUAUCUGUUCAGAAGUCGAGUUAUUCUAAUUGAAAAACGGAAUGUUGCGGGAAUAGUGAGGCCAACCAAGUAAACUUCAUAUCUAAAGGUAUAUGAUUGAUCAAAUAUAACUGUAGCUAUCUGUGUAUUAAUAUUAAAUACACAGGGAAUUCAAUUUGAGUAAUUCAUCUUUUUCAUGCCGACAUGAAAUACUUAAUUGUGUAAAAUAACUCACAGUAGCCGAAACACAUCCGGACUUUCAUCUUGUUUCGUAGUUAUUGUAAAGUUCCGGUUUUGGUGGAAGGAAAUUAGAAUAUACUAGAAAGUUGAAAGAGGUUUGAAUAUCUGUUUUUGCAGUAUCUAAUAUAUCCCGAAUGAAAAAAAAAAAAAACAUUUAUGUAUAAUCUACAAAGCUAUUUUUGAUUAAAGGGGACAUUCCUUCGUUCGGACAUCAGAAACAUGUACAAUUUCUAUUGAUGAAAUCUUUGUCCGAACGGUGAUUAUACGAGUGUCUGUGCCUACAUAUAAUGAAAUUAACGCCGAAAUGUACAAGAAAAAGGCAUAUCGUAUACAAAUGCCAUAUGUCUUUGAAGUAAUUAGUGUUACUUCGGGUCGAAUGAAGAAUUUUCAGAACUUAACACUCGAAGAACAUUUGUUUAUCUUGAGAAUAAAACUGCCUUAUUAAUGUUAAGAUUGUAACUUUUGCUACUUGAAAAAAAAAAAUCCAGUAAGGUUUAUUUUGACAACCUAAACAUUAUUCAAACGAAGAAAUGCCUCUCUAUGUGUAGUAAGGUUGAAUAUUAUUGUAAAAGUAGUAACGAAGUAACUCUAAUAUAUUGGCUACUUCUGUGACAAAGGAAAUCGGAAUCAAAGUAUAUGACGUAAGGAAAACUACAAUUGAUGGUAUAUGUAACCGAUAAAUAGCUUUGCUCUCAUGAUUGCUGACCAUUACAUUAAACGGAAUAGCAUGCUU